This is a messenger RNA of Marchantia polymorpha subsp. ruderalis, 6596 nucleotides long. The record is from the annotation of a GenBank genome assembly. Lineage: Eukaryota; Viridiplantae; Streptophyta; Marchantiopsida; Marchantiales; Marchantiaceae.
ACCGUUUCUCUGUCCCACAGGCGAACGAAAUUAGGUCACAUGCGUGUUCCUACACGACCACGUGGCAGGGCUAUGCUCCCUGUGCGCGCUCUCGCGCUCGAUCGCUGCGUCCUACAAUCCGCAACAACGCGAGUCACGAACAUUUCCGGUCCUCGCUUCGUCUCCCGUGUCUCCGGAGUUGCGCUCCUCGACCUCCUCCUCUUCCUCUGCCUCCUCCUCUGUGCUCCGUGUUCACUCGUGGUUGCCUCCUCCUUCAUCCUCCUCCUCCUCUUCCCUGACGUACAACACCAAUUUCGGUCGAUCUGGGGGAAUUUCUGGACUAUCGUAAGAUUCAUGGUCGUCAGUGGUCGAGUUUUGGCGCCAUUUUCGUAGUUUUUUUUCUCGCUCUGGUGAAACUUUCGUUGUCGACGAGGACGCGCUUGAUUCAGGCACUCUGCUUGAUGGAGUGAGACCUCCCUCCCCGUGUUCUUAGGUUUGUGCGUUAAUGAGAAAACCUAGUCGAUUCUUCCUUGGCAUGCCGGACUCGUGCAGGGUUGUUGGGUGUGUGAAAAGUCCCGAUUUGACACUAGGCUGAUUACGCGCGCGAUUUCUGUUGUCGGUGCAGCAGAUGAAGAUUUGCACCAUUCAUUAAUUUGGGACUAGUAGGUGUGGUGGUUCGCGAGUGUAUGGCAGAGGUGCCAACCGCGCAGAAUGGGUGCGAAUGGCAAAUUGGACGACGAAUCGCUGGGCGUCUCGAAGAAAAGCUCUCGAGAGCGGCACUUGAGAAAGAGGGAGUAUUUUGAGGAGGGCGAUGAGCGCGAUAACGGCGGUGACAAGAAGCAGUAUGGUAGAGAUGCCGAUCGGUUGCGGAAGGAUGACGGAAAGUCCAGAGACAGAAGCGAACGAGAAAAGAGGGACGGAGAUAGGGUGAAGGAUAGGGAAACGGAGAAGACACGAGACAAGGACGAGAAGCGCAGCAAAGAUAGAGAACUGUUAUCUGAGAAGGACAGAGAGAGGCUGAAGGAGAAGGAGAAGUCUCGAGAGAAGGAUCGCGACAGGGACAAAGACAGAGAGAGGGCCAAAUCGAGAGAGUGGGAGCGCGAGAAGGAGAAGGAGCGCGAGAAAUUGAAGAGGAAAGAGAGGAGGGAUCGCGAAGCUGAGUUUGAAGAAUUGUUGAGAGAAAAGGAAAAGGAGAAAAGGGAGAAGGAAAAGGCCAGGGAAGAACAACAUGAGAGGCCCGAUAGAUCAGGUCUAUACAGGGAGAGGGAAAAAGAUGAGGAGAGAAGACGAGAGAGGGAAAGAGAGCUGCUGAAGGAGAGGGAGAAGAAGCGAGAGAAGGAGAGAAGAGACAAAGAGCGGGAGAAGAGAGAGCGAGAGAAACUAGAGAAAGGGGAUGACGAAGACAAGGACAGAGAUCGGAAGAAGAGAAGGAAAGAGGAGGAGGCAGAAGGCGGUCACAGACGUGAAAGCGAAGAGAAUGAUUUGGAUGAGGAGCAGAGGAGACUGGACGAAGAGAUGGAGAAGAGGAGGAGAAGAGUGCAGGAGUGGCAAGAAUUGAGACGACGUAAGGAAGAAGAGGAACGUAAGAGGAGAGGUGAUACAGAUUCUUUCACAGAGAGGUUCCCUAAUGGAAAGACAUGGACACUGGAGGGAGACGACUCUGAUGACGAGGAUAUUAACAAGGAUGGAUUUUCUGCCGCAACUAAAGUUAUGGCUUUUGAGAAUGGAGACGUCGUAAUGGCAGAGAGCAAAGAGGACUCCCUUCGAUUGAGGGAUGAUGAUCUGGUCGGCGAAGACGAGGUGGGCUACAAGAGUGUGGCCGGUGAUAAGGGUGAUGGUGAUGAUGAAGUGGAUCCACUAGAUGCGUUCAUGAACGCCAUGGUAAUUCCUGAAGUGGAGAAGCUCAGUGCCCCUACAGAAUCUGGGACGGGUGUUGGGCAAAAGGAUGCUGCCGUGAAGCGCCCUGUCGAGGUGAAGGUAUUUAAUAAGAUGGGUAAACCUGUGAAGAGAGAAGCAAAACUUUCUACAGGCCGGAUAAUUGCUGGUGAAGAUUCAGCUUCAGAUAACGACUAUAACGAUGAUGGCGAACCGGAGGAGGGUGAAGAAGAUGACGACGAUUUUAUGAAAAGGGUGAAGAAAAGUAAGGCAGAGAAACUUGCUCUCGUCGACCAUUCUAAAGUCCAGUAUGCCCCUUUCAGAAAGAACUUUUACAUUGAAGUGAAGGAAAUAUCCAGAAUGCCGGCCGAGGAGGUCAUAGCUUUGAGGAGAGAGUUAGAGUUGAAAGUAAGAGGUAAGGAGGUGCCGCAGCCCAUAAAGACGUGGAAUCAGACUGGUCUGAGCGCCAGAGUUCUGGAAGUUAUCAAGAAAGCAGGGUUCGAAAAACCAAUGCCAAUUCAGGCCCAAGCACUUCCCAUCAUAAUGAGCGGUAGGGACUGUAUUGGUGUCGCGAAGACAGGCUCCGGGAAAACGUUGGCGUUUGUUUUGCCAAUGCUUAGACACAUCAUGGACCAACCUCCUCUUGCACAAGGGGAUGGACCAAUUGGACUCAUCAUGGCACCUACCAGGGAGCUUGUGCAGCAGAUUUACAGUGACAUCAAAAAGUUCUCGAAGAUUAUGGGGUUGACUUGCGUUCCUGUCUAUGGGGGCUCUGGUGUCGCACAGCAGAUCAGUGAUUUGAAAAGAGGUGCCGAGAUUGUUGUCUGCACCCCGGGGAGGAUGAUAGACAUCUUGUGUACUAGCGCAGGAAAAAUUAUGAAUCUAAGACGGGUGACUUAUCUUGUGAUGGACGAAGCUGACCGAAUGUUUGACAUGGGGUUUGAGCCGCAGAUUACGAGGAUUGUCCAGAACACACGGCCUGAUCGGCAAACGGUGUUGUUUUCAGCUACCUUUCCGAGACAAGUAGAGGUCCUUGCAAGAAAAGUGUUAAGCAAACCUGUUGAGAUACAAGUCGGAGGCCGGAGUGUUGCCAAUAAAGACAUCACUCAGACAGUGGAGGUGCGCCCGGAUAGUGAACGGUUUUUGCGGCUCUUGGAACUCCUUGGAGAGUGGUAUGAAAAGGGGAAGAUUUUGAUAUUUGUUCAUUCUCAAGAGAAGUGUGAUAGUUUGUUCAAAGAUCUGCUGAAGGCAGGCUACCCAUGCUUGUCUUUGCACGGAGCCAAAGACCAAACGGAUCGGGAGUCCACGCUUGCGGACUUCAAAUCCAAUGUUUGCAAUCUGAUGAUUGCCACCAGUGUUGCUGCGAGAGGACUCGAUGUCAAGGAGUUGGAGCUCGUCGUCAAUUAUGAUGUUCCGAAUCAUUAUGAAGAUUAUGUGCAUCGAGUGGGUAGAACAGGUAGGGCUGGUCGUAAAGGUGUUGCGGUGACUUUCAUUUCUGUCGAAGAAGAGCGAUACGCCCCGGACUUAGUCAAAGCUCUUGUGCUUUCUGAGCAACCAAUCCCUGAGGAUCUCAAGAAGCUUGCAGACGAUUUCAUGGCGAAGGUGAAGCAGGGCAGUGAACAAGUACAUGGUAGCGGUUAUGGCGGGAGUGGGUUCAAAUUCAAUGAGGAGGAGGACGAAGCACGGAAGGCUGCAAAGAAGGCUCAGGCUAAGGAGUAUGGAUUUGAAGAAGAUGAAGAGAAGUCUGAUUCUGAUUCUGAUGACGAUGGAAUACGGAAGGCUGGUGGGGAUCUGGCACAAGCUGCGGCUGCAGCAGCCCAUGCUGCUGCCAUGGCUGCUGCCGCAAAGGUCGGAAUCACGUCAAUGGCAGGUCCAUCUCUUGGAGUUUCGGGUUUAGGUGCUGCCAAUCCACAACUUCAAGCUGCCCUCGCCAUGGCUCAGGCUGCUGCCGCCAGCCAGGGUUUGCCUACACAGUUUACUGUGCCGGGUAGCCUAGGCAUGAGUUUUCCGGGUCUCAAUCUGGCUGGGAUGCCAGGUAUGGGUAUGAGUAUGAUGAAUAUGGCUGGUAUGGCCAAUAUGGCAGCUGCUGGAAUGACGGGGAUGCCAGGAAUGGGAGCGAUGAAUCUCUUGGGCAUGGGCCUUCCUUCCGGUGCCACACCUGGAAGUAUGACCGAUGGUGCGGCCAGAGCCUCAGCUUUUGCCGCUGCUCUGAACUUACAGCAUAAUCUAGCCAAGAUUCAGGCGGAAGCAAUCCCUGAGCACUAUGAGGCAGAGUUGGAGAUCAACGAUUUUCCCCAGCAUGCGCGAUGGAAGGUCACUCACAAAGAUGCAUUGGGUCAAAUUAGUGAAUGGACAGGUGCCGCUAUCACGACUCGCGGUCAGUUUUUCCCUCCAGGAAAAGUGCCUGCACCAGGGGAGCGGAAACUAUUUUUGUUCAUUGAGGGUCCUACUGAAGCUUCUGUUAAGAAAGCCAAAGCGGAGGUGAAGCGUCUCCUGGAAGAGUCCACUUCUGCAGCUACUUCACUUCCAGUGACAAUACAACCUGGGAAGUAUUCUGUACUAUGAUUAUGUGGAAAGAACCACUUAUGAUGGUGGACAAUAUCUGUAGUUUCUGACCCAUAGCAUUGGAAUAACAGUGCAUAGGCAUUUUUAGGUAGGCAAUGUGGAGCUACUUGAACAGGACAAUUCUGUAAUUCUAUGUCAUUGUUGAGGAAAGUUCGUUCUUCCUACUCGUUCACUGUUUCUGUCUGACAUCAUUCAUUGAGACCGAUGUAAUUGGUGGAGCGAAUUGGGUCUUCCAAGCAUUGACACAGGCCUACAUUUUGGCUUUGCAGGAAUUGCUUGGCAGAAGAGGCAUGGGCCUUGUGGAUCUUACGCUGAAGUUUUGAAUCCCACCUUACAUAUUUUUCUGGCUGGUUUGGGAAGUUUUAUGUACUGUAUACAUCUUCAUGUUCUUGUUGCAUGCUGUUUUGGUCAAUUAUGGAAACCUGAUAGAGUAAAUUUUGGAUAUUUAUUAUUAUUCUGUUGGAUCUGACACUGAGCUGAUAAGCAGCUGAGUGUAGAACCUUGGAUUUUCGGCUCAACACAUGCCAGAAAUACACACAGCAAUUGUUGUUACAGAACUCAUCAUGGAACACGAGAUUGUGGUCGGCCGUUACUUCGAGUUGUCCCAUCAGUCUUCUUCCCGUAUUCAAUAUCUAGAUCGGGAAGUCUAAUAUCCUUGCUGUCGCAUGUAACGGUGUGCUGCAGCUUUGUAGGGUUGUCUUUUCCGCUGCCUAUUUUUUGUUUGUUUGUCUUAGCCCGAGCCCAACGUAUUUCCGUUAAAGGAUCGACAAAUAAGAGUUUUGCCUCGAGAACCCUUUCUUUGUCAUUUUAUUGAAGGGUUGUUACUUUUGAAAGGCUUGCUUCUGUUGAUAUCUUCAAUUCAGACCUCUUCGUUCUGACCUUGUAAGUGGGACGAUUGUAAGGCCUUCGACCCUGUCAUAGUCAGGACACCAGCGAAACAGAGUGUUUGAGGCCCUAAUUUGCUUGCACCUGUACACUGAAUCUUCACUGACUAUCAGCUGAUAGUUUGUGUCAUGAGUUUGCCUUGUCUGGUGACCCUUUUGAAUCAUUGGAUUGUUUAGGAAAUGACUUCAUGAUGACGAGGACCUUCUCAUCCAUCGGAACAUUAGGGUUAUAGGUCUGACAAUAAAACUCUGCACAUGAUUGUAUAUUAGAGUUCUAAUGACAUUCGGUUGACUGAUGCGCGUUGAGUUGUAAAGUGUCAUUGUUGGGAGAAAGACAGAUGUGUAUUACCUGUUCAUCAGCCGUUUCCACCAAGAUCCCUUCGAAAGCUGUCUACCAUCUAGAUCAGUGUUGAUCAACUCAUCUUGGAGGCGCAUCUUUAGGUGCACUCGAUCGUGGACUGUGUGAUACCAUGCGACUUAUGGUUCACAACCUAGGAUACGCACCAAGAAGGUUUACCAGCUCUUGAGAAAUAAAUAUUCUAGGGUUGCUUUUACAUUCUACGUCUAGGUCGCUGAUAUGGUAAUUGGGUUUUUGUUGCUUGACCGCCAUGUAUCUUAGAUCAACAUUAUACCAGGAAGUGGAACAUGUCUAUUGGGCUAGAUACACGCAGUUUGUAAGUUUGGCCCUCUUUUUUCCACCAGUGGAAUCAUUACUGGCUUUUUGGUCUUUACGGGGCCCCUGGUAUGGUCAAAUGCGAAUGAUGAAUUUGAAGUGUAAAUGUGGACAUCCUGCAACAAGAGUUGAAGGGUCUCUCAAGCACUCAGUAGAGCACUUGACGGAUUCUGCCAUGCUAUGGCAUUUUAAGUUCUCACAGAUCCCAUAUGAGCAGUAUCAUAGGAGCCAAAAUCUUGAGACAAUGAGUGUAAUUUAUGAGAAAGGAUGAAGCCGACAAUGGCUUACAUCCGGUUUAAUCACUAAAAUGCUAUGAGAGGACUGGCGUAUGUUAAUCUAUGUCAUGUUAUGUUAAUCUUUAGAACACUACUGAUCUAUACACGAAAAGCAAAUUUUAUGAUUGGUAUGUCAGCACUUUGUGUAUUUGUCAGAAAAAAGUAACUAAAUUGAUAAAUGUGUAAGUUACGAAAAAAGUUUGAAGGUCAAUAUGUUUGGUAAGUAAGAUAUUAAUGUAUUGGUUAAUGUUUAAGUUAAUACACUAACCAAACUGCAAGUGACUUUAGUCAUGACACGAUUAACGACGAUGACAUACUUUUUGUAACUUUGAAACGAUAUAUUGA